AUUUUUCUGAGAUCUGAACGAGUGCAAAAAGUUGUUCAGGCUGGCGGUUUUUCUCAAUAUGACUUUAGAGAGGUUUUCCGUUGCAAUACAGAGAAAAGGAUUCGGAGUUUGCCGGAGCUGGAUGGUGUAUCGAAAGAAACACUACUUAAUAACUGGUUAGCCAAAUUUGACACGAUUAUACGCGGAGACGAAGAUGCUGUUCAAUCGAGGCAAGCGAGAGGUCGUUUACGUGGAGUGAAUCAGUCGAAUGCGGAUUUAACGCUUCUCAAAGAUCAGCUGUACGACAUUUUCCAGCAGGUUUUAUCGGUGAAGAAGUUUGAACACCAAAUAAUAUUCAAUGCGCUGCAAGUAAAUUUUUUAUUUCCCAGUUUCUCUCGCGUUGAAAAAGAUGACUUAACAUGCAACAUCCAGCAAGUGGCAUAG
Molecule: messenger RNA, 423 nt
Organism: Gongylonema pulchrum
Lineage: Eukaryota; Metazoa; Nematoda; Chromadorea; Rhabditida; Gongylonematidae
Source: the annotation of a GenBank genome assembly